AUGCUCGUCAAGACCUUUCUUCGUUUCAUUACGAUCUUGAGAUCUCUUGUUUGGCGAGUAGGGGCGGACAGAGAUGAGAAAAACUACUUCAUCAAUCCACCAUGGGAACCGGGCGUACCUGAUACCUUCGACAACAACAAUUUCUACGACCUGGGAUCUACACUUGACCUCAACUGGGAGACCAACUUCACAACCAUAUCGCUCGUUCUGCGGCAGCAAGACAAUGCUAGCUACACGUACCUAAUUGAGCGCCAGCCUGCUUCCAAGACUCUCGUGUGGGACGUCGAUCUGGACGGGAAAUACAACAUCACCAGCACUGUGCUGAAGAUGCCUAACGGUGAGCCCUUGACGAGCGAGCUGCUAAUGUGUGGUGCUUCGCUGAGCUUGGUGACAGUCUUCUCAUUCGAGGUUUGGGAAAUCAUCAAUGGCAGUGGCCAGAUUGGACGCCGUUUCUCGAGCCACCACUUCAACAUAUCUAUUGCAGCAGCAGCGACACCUUCUCCAUCAAGCGAUUCAAGUGGCAACUGGCCAGCAAUGGCGGCCAAAGAUGAACCAACAACAGUACCUCCAGCGCCCAGUGGUCUCUCUGUCGACGCUUAUGUUGCCGUUGGCAUCGGUGUCGGUCUCGUAGCGGUCUGCCUUGCGAUCGCCGUUGCUAUCCCUCCGUCAUUCUUCUGGAAACAGAGGAAGGAGGCCAUCGCAGCAGCCGAGGAGGAAAUGCGGCAAAAGUUGGAGAGUGCACCGCCGAAAGAAGGUCAAGAGCCUACGAAUCCGCCUAUACCAAAUCCGCCACAGCCAGCUGCGCAGUGA
Zasmidium cellare ATCC 36951 is the source of this 810-nucleotide messenger RNA. RefSeq lists its product as uncharacterized. The coding region runs from base 1 to 810 and encodes 269 amino acids. The transcript has a single exon. The record is from RefSeq and is a predicted model, not a curated record. Lineage: Eukaryota; Fungi; Ascomycota; Dothideomycetes; Mycosphaerellales; Mycosphaerellaceae.